CAGGACCCCCUCCGUCGUGUGCUCUCCCCGGCGCCCUUGCUCUCGCAAUUACGGUCGCACGUCGUGCUGGACGUUCGAUUCGUGCUCCGGGUGGCAUGCAGGGGUAAGAGAGGAGGCGAUUGCGAUCCUUCGCGUAGUUUUUGGUGGAGAAUUGUGUCCAGCAGGAGCCGAUUUCAUGGCUUGAGAUUGGUGCUCGAAUUUGGAUCCCUUAGCCGGAUCUUCUUGCGGGGACACUUAGUGCAGCCCUAAAGAUGGCGAGGGUAAGGGUUAUGUUUGAUUACUUUUCGGGAGGAGGGGGAGGAGGAAAAGUUAGUUUCGGCGUGGGAAGUUGUUGGAGCACAUUCGUAUGUUGACUUCGUCACAAAAUGGGCGAUUGUGGGAGAUCUGUGCAAGUUGAAAGUUGCGCAACAUCACUUGCACAGGACAUGUCUGUUGCAGGUGACAUCGCAAGGCGUUUCGAGCAGCUUGAGACCCAGUGGAUGAGCUUUCAGAAAAAGUCUUCAAAAUUGGAAGGCGAUAAGGGUAACUUACAGAAACCAACGGCGAGCUCACCUCGCAAUCAUUCGCAGAAGAAUGCGGUCUCAUGUGCUUCUUCCUCUUACUCCAAUCCGUUGUUUACGAAUCAUACAACAGCCAAGCCUUCACAAACCACUGGCGAGAGGACGCCAUCAUCCUCGAGCAGGGCCGGUGUUCCUCAUGCUGGGUCAACGACAAAUCCUGAUAGACCAAUUUUAUCCUAUUUUCGUCAAAGAAAAGUUGGUAAUGUAGCCACCUCCCCCAGAGAUCAAUCGAUUGCUAAGGAUGACAACUCGUCAUCUCAAAUUUCCCCGUCGGCAUCCAUGGCUAGUUCUUGUCAAAACUCUGGAAAGACAUCCAAAGAUGGGCAAGUAUCACCCUCGAGUGAAACUAUGUACUCAAGAGCAACAGUGCCCACUUUCUUUUGUGACAAACCUCCCCAUGGUCCUGUAGUUCAAAGUAUAUCCAAGACCCCAACUCUUGGAAAUGAGAAGUAUGUGAGCUGUGCAGCAUCAAUAAAUUCUCGACAAAGUUUGCGCAAGAAGAAUGAGUUUAGAAGAGAGCUCAGAACCAGUCUCAAGCUACCAAAAAUUUUGGGGCUGGAAUGUCCAGACCAGUCCACUUCACCGACGAAGUUUUCAACCGGAGAUGAUAUGCAUGAUUGUGACGCCGAAAUGAUCGAGAGUCUUCAUCCCAUUGCAUAUCCUUCAUCAUCAGAUCCUGCAACCUAUUCCUCCGGAAAAGGACCUCCUGAGUCACAUCUAUCAUCUUUAAAACAUUCAGAAGAAUCGAAUGAUCCACAUAUUGAUCAAUCAAGGUCUCCUCCAAGUGCUCCUCACAUACCAGUUCCUGGGGCAAAUUUGCACUUAAACCCGUUAGAAUUUGGAGCUCUAGACAGAAAUAUAUCUUGGCGAAUUCUUGCAGAACGAGGUGUAUUAGCCGCAGGAGCUCUCAGGCUGGACAGAACCUCUUCUGAGCUAAACUUGGAGGAUGCAAAGAAUUUAUCAAACGACAUGUCAUCAAAAAAUGUAAACGAGUCGCCUUCGAUGAACGGGAGCAUGUUGAAGCUCGAAGUUCAGGUUGACAAGAAGGAUAUUUUUGAGCCGGAGAAUGUAAAGCUGGGACAGAAUCUUGGCAGGCAUGCCGUGCAGAUUAAUUGGGAAUUACGAUUGUCUAAACGGGAGGCUGCGCUUCGGAUUGCUGAGGAAAAGGUGUUGGAGGAGCAGCAUAGCGUUUCACAAGCUCGGCUUGCAGUUAGCAGAUGCGAAGCUAAUUUGCGUCAGAGGGAACUGGAAGUGCAACGAGAAUCAGAGAAGCAGAAGAGCGAUUUUGGAGAAUCGGUGAAGUCGAUAGAAACAGGGAGAACAGUAAUAAAUAAGCUUUACACAGGACUGAAGGACGUGCUUUGGCAUUUGGAGCAGAAGGAGAGAAUGAUCCAAACCACUUGGCUAGAACUCAAGGAAUCAAUUGACUUUGAAAGCAUGCUAGGGGAUCAUUCUUUUGGCUUUGAACCAGAGACGUCACAGAAAGAUACUAGAAGUGCUACUUUCGAUGGCAUCUCUUUCCUGAUCGCAGAGGGAAAGUGCGAAGAGUGGUGCUCUACAGUGGUUGGUAUCUGUGAGCGCCUAGUUAGUUAUAUGAGCCGCGAGACCCAUCUUCAGAACUGGGCUACUAUAUUGGAGAGAGAGGGAGUGCGAAUGGCCAAAAUGGCCAAAGAGAUAGCCAAAGCUAAGGAAGCUGCUAACGAACAAUGUGCUCGAUCUGAAGAUAUGAUGAAAUGUGCUGACGAGCAGGCCGCCUGUAUGGACGAGGAACGGGUGAAGCUUGCAAGAGAACGUGAUAAUCUUAUCCUCUGGGUGACGCACCUUCAAGAGCGUCGCAAGGCCGUGGCAGAGUGUGAAAGAGAAGCUGCCACGUCCUUGGCAGAAGUGCAGAAGAAAGCAGCUGACCUCUUUGUUCAUGAGUCGAACAUAGACGGAAGAGCCCUUGAAAUUUCUUCCCUUCAAGAAGAGUUGAGAGUUACGUCUCAAAGGUUACAGGAUGACCAAGAGCUUAUUAAUCGAGAGAAGCACAAAGUCCAGGAGAAGUUGAGGCAGGCUGUAGGGAGGGAGCGAGAGGCUGACUCUAAAAUCUCUGUUAUGAAGAAGCUGCAGGAGGAGUUAAACACCAAAGCAGAACAGCUGGAGAAAGAUAGAGCUGUUGAUGAGAAGAGGAAAGAGAAACUCUUGUUUACUCUUCAAGAAACUGAGGGUAAAAUAAAUGCUAAAGAAAUGUCUCUCCAUCAACUUGAGAAAGAAUUGGAACACAAGGUUGCUUCUGCAGAAGAGAUGACAAAUAAUCUCAAUGAAAGGGAAAAGCUGCUUAGUGAACUUCAGAGGCAGAUGGAACAAGAGCGGUUCAAAGUACGAGAGAUGAUGGCCAGCUUGGGGAAAGGUAAAGUUCGUUUAAAAGAGGCAGAGGAGGCAAUAGCUGAAGCACACAGCUCAAAGAAAAGCGCUGAGGAGGCGUGGGCUCGAACGGCUCAGGAACGGCGGGAAUCUACAGAGUAUUUGAAAUCAGUUGAGGAGCGUUUGAAACAGUGGGAUGAUAGAUUACGCAUUAAAGAAAAAGAGCUACAAGGGCAGCAGAAAAAGCUCCUUGAAAUUGAGAAUCAAGCGAGGGAAGAGCAGGAGCACUCUGAGGCAUUACAUGCAAAAUUGGUGCAGGAACAAGAAUCUUGGAGCCUAGAACUGAAAGCCAAGCAGGAGAGCCUGUCAAAACGAAACAGAAUCUUGGAUGCCAAAGAGGAGGAAAUUAAUAAUGAUUUGGAGAGACUGACUGAAGAGAGAAGAGUUACACUGGAGGACAUUAAACGCCUUGCAGAGAUGGAAGCUCGAGCUUGGAAUGCCGAGAGAGAUUUACAGGCUAAGCACGACGAUCACCUCAAAGAAGUUCGAAAGCAUGCCACCGAGUAUCAUAGUCAAGUGGAAGAUUUAGAGUUGGCAAAGCGUGAAGUCAAAAACGAGUUUGAAGAAGUUCGUGCAAAGAAGCAGGAGUUGAAAAUCUGGCAACGAGAAGCAGAAGAAACUCUGCACACCAGGAUUGACAGCUUCGUAAAGGGAAAGGAGGAGUUGACUGCUCAAAUCAAAGAGCUGAAAAAGCUCCAAAUGGAUAUUGAAAAAGCUGGCUCUCAAAUUAUAGAUCGUGUUGCGGAACUAGAUCAAGCAUCUAAUAGACUCGAGCGCCAGCGCCAUAAAGUCGAAACGUCUAAAACUAAGCUUGAGGGACUUGCCGACAAGCUAGCUACACAUCAAGAGGUCCUGAAGCGCCGAGAAAGUGAAUUUUUGAUUCAGGAAUCAAAACUGGUCGCGAUUCAAAAUGGGCUUAAGAAGAUGGCUGCAGAAGCUGCAACUAAGGAAAAGAAUCUGAAAAGUCGUGAGCAGGCGGUCACUGACAGUGAAAAUGAAUUGCGUGAUGUGGAAGCUAGACUGGUAAGUGAGAGGAAAGAUUUAGAGAAGAUGAUUGCGGAGGUGGAGCAGCAUGCUGCCAAACUGAAAGAGGAGACAGCUUCUGUGGAGGAAAUUAAUCGCAAUCGCACACGCGAUGAGGUUAUGAUUGAAGAAAAACGGGAACAGCUGCUGAGUAAAGAACGGGAGCUAACAGACUUUGAAACAGAUUUAAGAACGAAAGCAAAAAGCUUGGAAGAGCAUGGACAGACUAUUUCCAAACUGGAAAUGCAGGUGAAGGAGCGGUUGCAGAGGGCUGUAGAGUUUGAAACGAAGUCUGAAGAACUUGAGAAAGGAUGGGAAAGACUGGCUGCAGAGAGAGAGGCACUAAACAGUGCAAAAAUGGAAAUUCAGAAAACAGAUGAAACUCAUAAGGUUCAAUGGCAGUUGGAUAUAGAAAAAGACCAGAAUAAAAGACAGCGGGCGGAGACGUUGGAGGUGCUUCGUGUCCGACAGGCUGCCUUGGAAGCCCGUGAAGCAAAAUCAAUUGAAAAGGAGACGUCCUUACUUGUAAUGGAGCAAGAUACCAAAGCCCACAAAGAUCAAGUCGAGAAAGAUGCCCAAUUACUGCGGCAGCAAUUGCACGGAGCGCGUGCUGAGCUUGAAGACCAGCGGCGAUAUGUAGAGGAGAAGCGUAACGAAGCAGAGGCAAUGGCAACUAUUGUAGAGGAGAGAGAAGCUAGACUGAAGCUUAAAGAGCAAGAGCUGGCUGAAAGAAAGGCUGAUGUGGCGCACCGGAUGAGCAAACCAGAAAAGAAGGAGGUUCUGCUCGGUUGCCAACAAGUUUCCAAGGAUUUCAGGGGUGAGCAAGUCUGGGUUAACCAAAUGGAUGAAUGCAUGGAAGAUCGCGUAAAACAAAUGGAAGAAGCAUUUCAGAAGGAAGCUGAUAGGAUUUCCCAGGAAAGAGCUGAUCUGAAAGUACAACAGCAGGAUUUAGAAGAAACAAGGAAAGCAGUUGAGGAAGUCAAGCUGACUCUAACAGCACAACUGAAGGCAACAAAACAAAUGGUUGCAGACGCUUCUAUGACGGCGCAAAAUGCAUCCAGAGAGAGGGAAUCUUUGGAAGAAGAGCGGAAGCGUCUCGAUCAAGACCGGAAGAAUGCAGAGGCAUCCGUGGCUGCUAAAGAAGAAAAGCUAGCUUUGGAAGCAAAGCAACUGGAGAAAAUGACGAGUAUGCUAGAGCAGGAGAAAACGAAAGCAAUGGAAUUGAUUCAGCAGGCUGCCAAAAGGGCGAUGGCUGCUGAGCUUGCCAAGGUAGAAUGCAGUAAUAUUUCUCGAUGGGACUCUAUCAUGAUGCAACAAAAUGUAAGUCAAUGCGAGGCAAGUCUCAAUGAUAGAGAGAGGGAGCUCAGUUCUACCGCAGAGGCAAUUAGAAGGGAGAAAACGAGCUUAAAAGAGGAGAGGGUGCAAGUGAAGUUGUUACAAGACGCGUUGGAAAGAGAGCAGAUGGAAUAUACAAAUGUUAACUUACGAAAUGCUGCGAAAGUUGAAGUCUUAGUUAAGGAUGCGGGGAGCCGAAUUUCUUGGGAGGAAAUUAAAAAGAGAAGAGAAAGGGAACGGGUGGGGGGAGCUUACGGCUGGGAUCAAACUGCCGAAGGAACCUCAAACGGCAGAAACCAUAUUGCUGAACAAGAUUUUUCCUUUUCAGCAAUGAAAGACGGAUUGGAGAUUAAUGGUGGUAGAUGCGAUGUCAGUGAAGGGUGUACCAGGAACAAGCAAGCACAUCGCGGAGUUGCCAACCAUAAAGUUUCGAACAUGAAGUGGGAUGAAGCAUUUGGAUUCGCAACCUCUAGCAUAAGCGGUUCCUACACGCCAGAGAAGACGACUGGUAACAGCAGCUUUCGUCAUAUUAUUGAAAAAAAUGAUGUACCAAGUCGGAAGAGAUUGGAGAACGUGAUGACCAGUCUGAUGCAGGCUAGACAAGCCAGCCGCAGUCGCUUGCAGCGAACUGAAAAUGCUUUACUUGCCAUUCCUCCAUCAUCUGGGUUCAUCACUCAAGUGCAGCAGGCUCUCAACACUCUGUCUGCCCGGUUAAGGUUAAUGGAACAGAUAGAAGAAGGGCUGGAGAGUCAUCUAAGAAACGCCUACGAAACAGAAGCAUCUGAAUCUGAAGGAAUGUUAGUUGACAAGGUGCAGUUAUUAAGCCGUAUGGAGGAGCAGCAAAGUUUGCGUGCUGAAUGGGAAGAGGACAUGCAAAGUCAGCUUGAGACUAUCAGCAUGCUUCAAGCUGCAUCUAGAAGCUCUUCGAACUUCUGCACACCGCCAAGAAUUCUAAAUCAAGGUGCACCACCCCUGAGUGAUAAGCAGAAUCACAGCAUUAACGUGUAUCAGGAGGGUAAGGAACAUGCCCCUUAUGACAUGAUCACGAGUGUUGGUAAUGCUGGAGAGGUAUCAAAUGCAGACCCACAUGAUAGCGGCGGUUCAAGGCCAUCGAAGCAAUUUUCUACACACGACUGGAAUUCUACAUUCGAGCCACAACAAAUCGUAGACUCCAAAGAGCUCUCUUAUUCCCCUUUCGUUGAUUACGACUACUUGAGUAACCCAGCCAACCAGCAGUCUGUGAAUUUUGGAACUCAUGAUCUAGAAAGUCUUGAUAGAAAUACACGGAGGAGGCUUCUCUUGUCUCCACCACAGAUGACUUUUGGUUAAAGUUUUCCGGAUGCUGCCAAAUAUCAAGACUUACCGAAGUUUUAAUUAGCUCCAAAAGGUUCACCUAAAGCAGAGGACGACCUCGGUUUACAGGAUCCAGUCUUAUUUGUGGAUUGUAGCGGUACACUUGGAGCUUCCAGUGUUUGACAUAAAUGUACAAAUGGUUGUUUUGGAGAUGUGCAGAUGCAACGUUUCCACUCUGAGCUGGCAUCACAAUGUUCUGUGUUUUGCCUGGUGAGGACUACUUGCAAUGUACCUGUGACCUAUUGACUUAUGUUGCUGAAGACAUGGGAGCGAUAAUCUUAUACAAAUUGCUUGGAUCAUGUCUCUGGGGAAGUUCACACAUGGAGGAAGUAUGCAAAAGAUGUGAAAAUCGGAACUUCGCCUGAAGUCAAGGAAUUUUACUUAACAAUUUUUGUUGAGAAUUUAUUUCAAUUUUACAACCAUAAAGAUAGUUAGGUUACAAUUAUAAGUUACCCCAGUCAAACUAUUCCAUUGGCAGAAUUUCAGUUAUCCCCUAGAGAUUUUCUUCCAAUGGUAUAGAUUGACUGGGGUAACUUAUAAUUGUAACCUAACUAUCUCUAUGGUUGUAAAAUUGAAAUAAAUGCCAUUUUGAGGUGGUGUUCAUGUUGCAAAUGAAUGUAUAUAAGUUUGAGGAUUGUAGGCUUCAACAAUGUGCCUCUAUUCUUUGAUGCACAAUUGUGAUCUAAAUUUAUUAUAAGCAAUUCCUGAUUAUAAAACAAAAACAACAAUCUAAACAAUUCGAUUAUUCAAUUUUGUGAA
This is a messenger RNA of Physcomitrium patens, 7433 nucleotides long. RefSeq lists its product as uncharacterized. Gene Ontology annotation, biological process: mitotic chromosome condensation. Gene Ontology annotation, molecular function: chromatin binding. Gene Ontology annotation, cellular component: condensin complex; condensed chromosome; chromatin. Lineage: Eukaryota; Viridiplantae; Streptophyta; Bryopsida; Funariales; Funariaceae. The record is from RefSeq and is a predicted model, not a curated record.